UCAUCUUCUUCUUCAUCACCAUAACACCACCACCUUCUUCUUCUUGUUGUUCUUCCUCUUCUUCCCCAUCCAUGGCCUAACUCCCGGUUCAUCUCUAUCAGUCGAAAACACCUACGACAUUUUACUCUCCCCGAACCGCCUUUUCACCGCUGGUUUCCACAAAGUCGGAUACAACGCUUACUGUUUUGCCAUCUGGUUCUCUGACCACCCGUCCACCGUGGUAUGGAUGGCGAACCGAGACGAACCAGUAAAUGGAAAACACUCAAAGCUCUCACUACACGAAGAUGGUAAUCUUGUUCUAACUGAUGCCGGUAGAUACAUUAUAUGGUCAACUCAAACAAGAUUAAAUUCAUCAUCCAUAAGAUUACAACUUUAUAACUCGGGUAACCUUAUCCUCCACGAACAAGGAAACCCUGUUUGGCAAAGUUUUGAUCAUCCAACAGAUACCCUUCUUCCAAACCAACCAUUUACCAAGAAGACACAACUUAUUUCUUCAAGAAGUUCUACAAACUAUUCUUCUGGUUUCUAUAAGCUGUAUUUUGAUACAGACAGCAUCCUUCGGCUUCAAUACAAUAACCACGAAAUGACUACUAUUUACUGGCCUGAUCCCGGUUUGCUUCCUUGGGAAGUUGGGAGGUACCAGUAUCUAUAUAGCCAAAGAGCAAGUCUUGAUUCGGAGGGUCGGUUUAACUCUACGGAUGGGUUGGGGUUCUUGUCUGCAGAUUUCGGAUAUGGGCCGCAACGAAUGAUGAAGAUUGACAUGGAUGGUAAUCUAAGAGUUUAUAGUCUGGUUAAGCAUGGAGCAACAUGGGAAUGGAUGGUUAAAUGGCAAGCUGUUUCUCAUUCUUGCAAGAUUCAUGGUGCUUGUGGACCAAAUAGUCUUUGUACUCACUCUCAACAUUCAGAUAUAGUUUUAUCUAUUGAAAAUGAGUGA
Helianthus annuus (common sunflower) is the source of this 934-nucleotide messenger RNA. RefSeq names its product putative receptor protein kinase ZmPK1. Bases 227 to 934 code for a protein of 235 amino acids. The transcript is spliced from 2 exons. The record is from RefSeq and is a predicted model, not a curated record. NCBI's taxonomy places the organism in Eukaryota, Viridiplantae, Streptophyta, Magnoliopsida, Asterales, Asteraceae.